Messenger RNA from Phycodurus eques (leafy seadragon), 3854 nucleotides. RefSeq names its product inhibitor of nuclear factor kappa B kinase regulatory subunit gamma (gene ikbkg). The record is from RefSeq and is a predicted model, not a curated record. The coding region runs from base 312 to 2144 and encodes 610 amino acids. Gene Ontology annotation, molecular function: K63-linked polyubiquitin modification-dependent protein binding. Gene Ontology annotation, cellular component: IkappaB kinase complex; cytoplasm; nucleus. Gene Ontology annotation, biological process: positive regulation of canonical NF-kappaB signal transduction. The transcript has 15 exons. Lineage: Eukaryota; Metazoa; Chordata; Actinopteri; Syngnathiformes; Syngnathidae.
AACACUGGCCUCGUCAUGUGUUUUACAGUUAACCUCAACCCACGCAGAACGUUUUAUGAGAACAAGAACAUUUAGGAGCAGAUGAUUAACCGGAGGUAUUCAAUUUGUUACUGUCCGCUUUUUUGAAUGUCAACAAGUGCGUCUGAAAACCGAAGCAGUCAUUUCCAAGCGAGCUAGCUGUGUAAGCUAAGUCUCAAGCUGUGUAGCAGUCGCCUGCCUUCGGUGGCUUGCUAGCUGGUAGCGAGCGACUCCCUGGCUGCCUCUCUGCUUUUCUGGAUAACAACACUGAAAACGAAAACUAGAGUCCAAGGAUGGUGCAGCCCCAACCUGAUGGUCCACUGCAGUGGGACAUGUCAGGAGACGAUAGUGGGGGGGCUCUCAGGGUCCCACCAGAGCUGGCAGCCAAUGAAGUGGUCACCAGGUUGCUUGGAGACAACCAGCAGCUUCGAGAGGCCUUGAGGCGGAGCAACCUAGCCUUGCGUCAGCGCUGUGAAGAGAUGGAGGGAUGGCAGCGAAAGACGAGGGAGGAUAGGGAGUUCCUCAGUUGUCGUUUCCAAGAAGCCAGGGCCCUGGUGGAGAGGUUAGCCCAAGAGAACCACUCUUUACAAGGGCUGGUGAAUGGACCAGCCUCCUCAUCUAACCACUGCUGUAACGCCAGCCAGACUGAAGGGCCUUUUCCAACAAAGAAUGGCCCUCUAGAUGCACCACAGAUUCUGGAUCAGCAGGGAAAGAAAACAGUAGAGGAAGCAGAUCAACACACACAGACAACUCCCCCUCGCAGCUUGGGUGAUGCAAGUGUAUGUAGCGCCAUGAGUAGUGCCCUCCCAACCCCCCCUAGCUCCCUUACAGAGGUAUCUGGGGGGUCAAUGGGCUGGGAAAAUGGCCAGCCCGUCGAGGGUGCAAGCGACUUCCUGCAAGUGAACAGCCACAAAGAAAAGCUGGAGGAAGGCAUGCGAGAUCUGAAAAAGAAAAAUGAAGAGCUGUGCCGGCAGAGGGAUGAGGGAGAAAAGGAGAGAGAGCGAAUGCGUCGCUGUAUUGAUCAGCUGGCGGCCAAAGUGGCCCAGGUCCAGGCAAACAGUGCUACUGAGGAGGGUGGUCAACAUCGAACUGAAGCCCAGCACUCCUCUGACUGUUCUAGCCUCGCUAAACUCACAGAGCAGCUUCAGGCCACACAGGGCAGGUAUCGUGAGCUAGAGGGGAAGCUUGACUACCUGCAGAAGAGUUCUGCUCAGCGUGACAGAACCGAGGCUCUACUCAAACAAAAGGACAAGGACUGUGAGGCUCUCAAAGCUCAGGCAACAUCUCUCUUAGCAGAACUGAAUGAGAGGCAGAGCUGCCUGGCCAAAAGCGAGCAAGAACGUAAAAUGCUGGAGGACAAAUUGUGUAGUAAGGUGAAAGCCCUGCAGGUGGCAGAGCAAGAACUGGAGCAGCAGAGGAAUCAGCAUCAUGUGAACAUGGACAGGCUUAUGUUGCAGAUUCAGAGUUUGGACCAAGCCCUUAAGACAGAGAGACAUGUUGUCACUGUGGAAAAGAAAAAACUGACACAGCUUCAGCAUGCCUAUACGUGCCUCUUUAGAGACUAUGAUUCUAUACUCAAGAGUGAGGGAGGAGAUGUGCGCAGACAACUGGAGGAGGCAGAGCGCGCACUGGCCCUAAAGCAGGACCUGAUUGACAAACUAAAGGAGGAGGUAGAGCAACAAAAAGGCUCACUAGAGACGGUUCCUGUCCUCACUGCACAGGCUGAGAUCUAUAAGGCAGACUUCCUUGCAGAACGAGAAGCAAGGGAAAAACUAAACCAGAAGAAAGAAGAGCUGCAGGAUCAGCUGACUCAAGCUCUGGCUGAUAUUGAUAGACACAAACAGGAAGCCACAUCCCGGGCACGUAUGGAGCAGAUGAAGCUGAGACAUCAAGAGGACCUUCCAGUCCGGGUUCCACACAUUCCACCUCCACAAGGUGGAUUUUCUGCCGGAGCUUUCAACACGGCACCCCCUCCAUCCAUGUACCGCAAUCCUGGAUUGGUGCCGACUGGUGAUCAAGGUGCAGCAGGAGUUGAGGAUCUGCCAGAUUUAUGUUGUCCAAAGUGCCAGUAUCAGGCUCCAGAUAUGGACACACUGCAAAUUCAUGUUAUGGACUGUAUACAGUAACAGAUUCAGGUUUCAUCUUACCUUCAACCACCAUAAUCAUACAUCGACCAGCCAUACCAUUAUAAUCACAGAUAAGUGAAUUGAAUAACCCUGUAAUCUUGUUACUAUAGCACCUGUCACUGGUUGAGAUUUUAGACUUUUGUUGCCAUUCUGCCCUCAAAAGUUGAUUUGAUUGAAUCAGGCUAGUCCCGACCAUACGUGAUCUGAGGAACGAUAUCCAGUGACCCGACAACAGGAUAAGAAGUGUGAAGUGUAAAUGACAGACUUUGCGCUCUACAAAUAUACUUUUUUUCCCCCACAGAAAGGUACUAAAGCACAAACUUCUUUCUUUUAUAAAUUACAUGUGCUGUUCGGCUGCUUAGCCACGCAGUAUAGGUGCUCACUACACCUUUUCAUGCCAGAACAGUUUUGCUGUGCAACCAGAGUUUGAUAUACGCCCUCUAUUAUUUGUAUUAACAGGAUGGGGGGUAGUAAGCCUGGCAGUUCUACCGGUGUGUGUGUCAUAGCCACGCAGUGCCAGUCACCCUUGUAAAGAAUUGGACUGCAGAAAGAUAAGUUCCAGCUGUUGAGUUGGCCUACAACGUCCAUACACUUCAAUCCAAUGUUGGUCCUUUCAAAUGGACUGAACAGUCAGCUCCAACCUGACCUCACACACACUUAACUGAUCUGAUUUGAAUGGUUUGCUGUCAUAACACCCCAUCAGAGGUUUUGAGUCCAUGUCAGAGCUGUUUUAGCUCCCAUACAGUAUUAAGAUGUAUUUUAUAGUGAUAUGGCUGAUCAGUGUAGACAUGGGGUCUUUUUCCAGCUUGGUAUGUAGCUGGGGUAAACAUUUUUGUAGCUGCACCUUACUUGCACUUAAUGCACCACAUUAAAUCAAGUUAACCCAAAAGGGAUGCUUUAAAUGACUACGAUGGAAUCAAGACGUGCCAAAAAAAGGACUGUUCUUAUGAAUGAAAGAAAUUAAGACAGCAUUGUAUUCCUUUUGAUCUGGUCCACCCAUUCACUUUCUGCUGUAGCUUUUCUAUUCUUCAGUUCUGUCCUUUUUCCUGCUUUUCACAAGUUUCACCUACUUUUCAUAUAUAAUUCUUUGCCUGAGACAUGACAAACAAGAUGUGCAGUUUAACAGGGUUUGUACACAGUCCCUCGUGUCUUUUUCUUUUUUUUCCCCCCUCUUCACACUGCGGAGAUAGUGGUAUUUUAAGGAAGGAUUGGCUGAUGUGUGGAAUUUAAUGUAUUCUUUAAUUGUGUCAUCCACUGUUAUUUAACAAUAGUUAAUCUUUAGACCUGAUAAGAUAUCUUCGAAACAAAAAAGUCAAAUAAUUUGUCUGAUCUCCCUAAGGGUAAACAUGAGCGAAUAACCUAGUGAGCUUGAAAUUAAAGUGUAUAUUCAAAUAUGGUAUGUUUUGGUCAUAAAUGUUGCAAGUCUGCAUUACCUCAAAACAUAUCUGUACUAGAGAUGGUUUAACUCAUUGAACAAAGUAGCUAUUCUCUAUUGUACUGUGUCUGUGUAUACUGUUAACUGCAUCACUGCUAUGUCACUGAUGACCUUGAUUGUGGAUUCUUCCCUGUAGCUAUCAAUUAUCUGAAUGUAAGAGCAUUGAGGUUAACGUUUUUGUGAUUAUUGUCUGUAAUGAUGGAUGCGCACUGUUGAUGUUAAAGAAAAUCCUUUCAAUGCGUUGACAAGUUCCAAAAUAAACCUAAUGUUUAUUG